Molecule: messenger RNA, 5849 nt
Organism: Bradysia coprophila
Lineage: Eukaryota; Metazoa; Arthropoda; Insecta; Diptera; Sciaridae
Gene: Mbs
Product: Myosin binding subunit
Cellular component (GO): cytoplasm
Molecular function (GO): phosphatase regulator activity; enzyme inhibitor activity; protein kinase binding
Source: RefSeq, a predicted model, not a curated record
UUGGUAGCAUUGUUUUUAAUGAACGAGUAGAAAAAAAAUAGAAUCGCAUGAAAAUAUUGAAAAUUUUCGACCGCUCCCGUUUUAUUUUUAAUUCUAGUGAGUAAAUUAAUUUGAUUUAUUAAAUUCGUUUAUUGUCGACGUGCAUCGCAAAAGAACAACAAAUGUUGUAUAAUUGAAGUGAACACCCGUGCUGAUGACUGACAGUGGUUAAGUUCAUUUUUUUUUAGUUUUAACAAAUCUCUUUUUAACCCAAAGAAAUCCAAUUUCAAAUUGAAAUUUAUGUAAUUUGAUAUCGAAAUUAGUGUGUGUAGUGCAAAGGAAUUUCGCGGGUGAAUAUUGAAUAACCAUCACAAUUAGCACCACGGAGUCAGAAAAAAUUUCAAUAUGUCGUUUGAUACACGCAACAAUUCGGCUAUGUAUAAACGGGCCGAACAAUUAAAGCGCUGGGAAGAAUCGGAUACAAAUCGAGAACCACCAGAGCCGAAAAAUUUGAGCAGCAGAAAAAUCAAAUUUUCGUCGGGAUGUGUGUUUCUAGCUGCAUGUAUGUCGGCUGAUCGAGCUGAAGUUUUACGUUUGUUGGACAAUGGCGCGGAUAUUGACACCGUCAAUGUUGAUGGAUUGACAGCAUUGCAUCAAGCUUGCAUCGAUGAUAAUCUCGAAAUGGUCGAGUUUUUAGUUCAACAAGGUGCCGAUGUGAACCGGCAAGACAAUGAAGGCUGGACACCAUUGCAUGCCACAUCAUCUUGUGGAUUUCUUAGCAUAGCAAAUUAUCUGAUAGAAAACGGCGCUGACCUAGCAGCUGUUAGUGGCGACGGUGAAUUAGCCAUCGAUGUGGCUGAAUCGAAUCGCAUGGAGGAAUUGUUACAGAAAUAUAUAAAUGAGAAAGGAAUCGACUGUGAUGAAGCUCGGCAAAGUGAAGAGCGUCAAAUGCUAACUGAUGCUAAAAAUUGGUUGCGAGGUGACGCAUCUAAAGCUGAUGAACCACAUCCACGCACUGGUGCGACAGCGUUACAUGUAGCUGCAGCGAAAGGUUACAGUAAAGUUUUAAGUUUGUUGCUGGCCACACGUGCGGAUGUGGACAAACAAGACAAUGAUGGCUGGACUCCAUUACAUGCGGCUGCUCAUUGGGGACAGAAGGAAGCUGCACAAAUGCUAGUAGCCGCAUUAGCGGAUAUGGACGUUAAAAAUUAUGCUGGUCAAACACCUAUAGAUGUUGCUGAUCCGAGUAUGAUUCGAUUCUUGGAAGAUCUGAAAAAGAAUAACAAACGUUCGAAAAGGCGUCCAAUCAGUCAGAUUCGCAUCAGUGACAACAUGGACAAUCACAUCGAAACGCCGUCGAAAGUCAUUCGGGUCGAUGGCAAUGAGAUUAUAGUUUAUAAAAAUGCUUUCCUAACAUUUCAAUUGCUGCGCAAAGGAGAAAAAAUCAGAUUUUUGGAACAAAUAUCUGAAUCAGACAAUUUCAGUGGCGACGAGUCUGACGACACAGAAUCGACUGAAAGUUCCCAUUCGACUAGUAUAUCCGACAGUUGUGUAGAAGACAAACCGAAACCUCCAACCGAACCGGCUGCGCUUGUUCCCAAAGACAGUAAUUCCGUUGCUGAAGACGAUGCUCCGUGGCGUCGAAGCGGUUCUUUAAGAACACGCGCUCAGCAAGAAAGUCCACCAAAAACAAAUGUUCCUGAAAGAGAAUCAGUACCGGCAGACUCAGAUGUGAUUUUAAGACGAACCCAAAGCUUCGAAGAAGAUGAAAAAUUUUAUAAGAAAUACAUAGAGCUCAGAGCUCGGAUAAAGGCGAAUUCGUGUCCAGUGCUUCCAGCAUCGCCAGUUAGUGGCGUCGGCAUCGGUGUAAAUAAUUCAGCAAAUAAUUACUCAGUACAAAGAUCGUCUUCGUUAAAAGACCACAGACAAUUAAGGAAAACUGUAUUAACGCCAAUCGUUAGCAGCCCAAGCACAACAACCCCGCCAGUAGUCACACAGCCGGGACAAGUUCGCAGACCGGCCGUUGAAGAGCUCGUAAAGUCCAAAUUCAAUAGCGUAAAUAAUUUGGCCAUCACUGCACCAACACAAAAAAUGCCAGCAAAUCGACCAGUUAUUGGUGGCAGUGCCCUUGCACUGGACAAAAUUAACGAACAACCACCGAUGCCACGAAACGCGUCUAGCGUGGUUGAUUUGGUCAAUGCAACAGCAGCUAAGAAUGGUGACAAAGAAUUGACUCAAACGUCGGCUAAUAAUAAUAAACGAUUAGCGGACGAAUUGAAACAAAUUAACAAUACAAAUACCGAACCGGCUACGAUUCGUAGUAAAUUUACACCGGGGAACAUUUUCAAAAAUUUCUUCAAAUCCUUCGUGCCGCCGGUGCGUGAUGAAGAAAGCGAGACUCAGCGCAAAGCACAUGCGAAACGUGUUCGUGAAACUCGACGAUCGACUCAAGGUGUUACAUUGGAUGAAAUCAAAAGUGCUGAAGAAUUGGUCAAGAAGAAGAACAUGAAUAACAAUAAUAACGACAGCGAAACUCCCACCUCAACCGCAAUUAACGACAGAGUACCUACUAUACAAACAACUGAAGGAAAUAUUUCCCAGCAAUCGUCAACCGAUGUACAAUCAACUUCUCCUACCGAUCAUGUAACUGCCACCUAUACAAUAAACGCACCGACAUCAUCGGCUCGUGUCGACGACAAAGUUACAGCAACAUACACAAUAAACCCGCCACCAACAUCAACAUCACCAUCAUCAAACACUGUUUCCUUUUCGGCUAUCGUUCCAAUAGCCAAAUCUGUCAAUGAAUCCAAAGAUACGGAACUGGUCGAAUCAACGAUAUCAGCUACAAUAAAUGUGCCUCCACCCAGCAACGCAAAGACUGAUUUGGAGAUGCUCACGAAGACCGCUUCUCCGACGAUAGCGCAAACCAAUUUUAAAUUUGAUAGUUCCCGGUCCAGUGACACAACAGAAGAAUCAACGAAACCGGUCGAAAAUGAUGUAAAAUUGGAAUUUCCCUUUACCAAAUCCCAUCGGGAUAAACGAUCACUGUUUGACAUGGAUAAUGCUGCGUCAUUAUCUCUGGCGGAAAAGUUGCGUAACGAAGCUAACAAGUACUCCAACAAUGAUGUGUCGUCAAUUGUUGGAAAUAAGCAUUUAAGUGGAAAGGCGGAAGAUAAUGAAAGGAAAAGUGACUCGACCCCGUCGUCACCAGCUCAUCACGGUAUGGCUGCUGAACGACGACCGUCUUGGAGACUGAAAUUCGACGCCGGAAGUAAGUUCAAAUUGGAAGACGUGCCAGCCUCGAAUAUCACAUCGACAUCAAACAACAUAAUUUCAUCGAAUAACACAACACCAGUUGGAUCAACGAUUAGCCAACGGAGACAGAUCAAUAGCAACUCAAAUCCAUCGCCUCCAACUGAAAGACCGGUCUCUGCUCCUGUUAUCUCAACGGCGAAUAGUGAACUAUCGAAUGACCGAACUAAGGAAAAUACCAGUGAAGUGACAUUAUCAUUGAGGCGGCCAAAGAGUAGCAGUGAAGAUAAAGAAAAUGACAAGGAGAAUGAUAGCCGCACGGCACAGGCAACGCAAGCUGUAAUACAGAGACGACGAAGACCAAAGAGACGAUCUACAGGAGUUGUUCAUGUAGACAUGGAUGACAUUGACCCAGAACGACAGGACGGUGAUAUUGAUGACAAAGAGAGUGGCUCUGAAAGUCGAACAUCCAGGUCAAGACUAGGAUCGACAAGUUCGCUCGCUUCUGAACAGAAUGACGCUAAGAGUGAUUCGGCGGCUGAAAAUGGUGACAUAGACUAUAAGGCAUUGUAUGAGGCUUCCAGACUGGAAAAUGAAAAGUUAAAAACCCAACUCAAGAAGAAGGAGGACGAUCUAAGCACAGCUAAAGCAACAGUCGAUCGAUUUACAAACGCUACAACAAAAAAUUCGCUCUCUGAACUAGAGAAACGUGAACGACGAGCUAUGGAAAGGAAGCUGUCUGAGAUGGAAGAAGAAUUAAAGCAAUAUGAAGCUCUUAAAACGGAAAACCAACGAUUAAAGGACGAAAACGGAGCAUUAAUCAGAGUUAUUAGCAAAUUAAGUAAAUAAAAUUUUAAAAACAUUUGAUAAAUUCUAAUCAAAAUAAAAAAAAAGUUUAAGAAAAGAAAAAAACUUCAAGUGAAAUACUCUUCUCCUAAAAAAAAUUCAUAAAAGUAAAAAUCAGCAUAUAUUUACCCUACAUCAUACAUACAUCUUUUUAUCAUAAAAUAAUUUACAUUUUUUUGUGUUUCUAUUUUUGUUCGUUUAUUAUUAUGUUUGUAAAUAUUUUAGCAUUAACAUUUUUGAUGAAAAUAACGAAGUCAAUCAGAGUGUGGUUGCCUGGCCUAUUUUAUAUUCGAUAACCGUUUACAAAUAUCAUUCGAUAAAAAAAAAAACAAUUUCACUGAAGCCUAAUUUAGUCCUUCAUAUUUAUAGUUAUAUUCAUUUUGUUGCGCAGAAAGAGAAUGGUGGCUUCUUUAUCUUCUUGUUCAAUAAAACACAUUUUACGUUUUUAAGCAAAAAAAAAUUGUUUGAGUCAAUUUUUUAUAUUUUUGGUAAGCCCACAAUCUUCGAUCCGUUGGCAAUGUUCUGUUUUUUUUUUUUCGACAACAGGAUUCAACCAUUGCUCUAUGAGUAAUUUAUUAAAUUAUAAAAUUGAAGAAUCCUUUAAAAUUUUGCGUUACAAGCUUUUCAAUUCUUUGAGCCGACCGCACGGGAAGCGUAUCUCAAUUAAACGAUUCAAAUUAUCUGCUUCGUUUGCUCGAAGAAAUCGCAAAUUGUUUUUUUAUCGAAUCUUGUACUUGAUUCGUUCAAACAAAUAUUUCACGAUAUGAGAUGAUGUUAACCGGAGUAAUCGGAUAUUUUUUAUUAUUUUUUUUUUGUUUCCUAUAAUUAGCAGUUCAUAUCCGAUAUUAUCAACCAGAACUUCAUUCAUUUGCCUUUCAUAAAUCGUUCACCCAACAAUCAUUUCAGACUUUCACUCAUAUGCUUCGUGGUCUCAUUGAUCCAUUAAUUUUCCUCCAUAAAAUCGAAAACUUGAAAAUAAAAAUCCAAAUUAUAAAAGCUGGCAGUUGUUGCUUAAUUUAUCCCUGUGUAUCAUAAGCGUUCAUGUAAUAUCGGCGCUUGAAGCUUAAAAACAAUUCUAAUUAGUGUGAUUAAAUUAUGAUUUUGAACUAUGUUUUUAGUCAUUUUUCUUUUUAUUUUCUUUUAGGAUGAUAAUAUAAAGCUCUAAGGAAAUACAGAUAAAAAUAUGAACCCAUGGAGUACCACCUUAAAAUGCACUUUAAUCAGACACUUCGUAUAAAAUACUAAUAUCGAUAUUUUGUUACUCCAUUUCAAAUUCACUUCACUUUCGAUCAGAAAUUAUUAUUUUUUAAAUCAAAAUUUUGUUUGUGUGUUCAAUCCUGUAAAGGUUUGACCACCAAUUCAUUACCAUCAUUUCUCAUUGUCCCAAUUUUUAUGUUAUAUCUAAUCCUGGACGAUGAUGUGCGAUUUAACGAAGAAUUAUUAUUAGUAAAACCAACAGGCAAUCAUUAGAAUAGCUUACAUCGAUAGAAUUAAUUUAUUUUUUAAAUGUUUUGGAUUAGUGUGUUAAUUUAUGACAAGAAAAAAAAAAUGAAAUGAAAAAUGAAGGAAAAUUCUUUUUGUUUAAGUGUUUUAUGUAAAAUCGAACGGAUUAUUCGCAGAGAUAUGAACGGUCCAUUUAUUGAAUAUAAUAUUUUAGUUAGCGCAUAAAAAUUAUAUUUUUGGCAUUGUAUUAGAUAGUUGUAAUUAAUUGAUUAAAAUAUGUAGUACAUGAUGGCAUGAUAAUAUGAAUUAAACCAACAAAAUUACAUUGA